UAUGGCUUCCGUGGUGGUCACUGUCGUGUGCAGUGCGCGGCAGCUGUUGUUCCCCAAAGCGCACCAGUCAUCAAACUUCCAUAGCCACCCGAAAACAGGCUGCCCUCAGUCGGCCCUAAGAACUUACACCGGCUACUUUCCGUGCAGCCGGUCUCUUCGCAAACGGUUAUCAUUUUCUCAAGUUCUCGUCGCAAGUGACGCUCGUGUUAUCGUCGACGCUGUCUUAGGUGUUUACGAAAUAAAUAAUUGAAUCCAUAUCCGAGGUAGGAUCUUCAUAUCCAAAUUAUUUCAACUUCAAAGCGAGAAGGAGUAAUUGGAUUAUUUAGCGCGAAAGACCCGGAAGAAAUAAGUUCAUGUCUAAAAACAUACAGAAUAGAAGAUAAAAAGACAGGCUGUUAACCACCCCCAGGAUUGUUCCGACAGAUAAGAACUCUGAUCGAUAAUGUUUUAUCAACUCGACAAGUAUAGUCAACUGGAUAGAAAUUGCUCGCAGCUUAUCUCGUUAAAUGAAAGGAAGAAACGUUGAACGUCUAGCGAAGGAAUAAUAAAAGAGAGAUCGACCUAAACCAUUUGGACCGGUUUGUUUGAAAUGCUGGCGACGAUAAUCGUAAAGAGACGCGUACUAUCUCCAGAGUGGCGCUUAUCACGCGAUUUCGUAGAUCCGAACACGGAUCAGCUUCGUAAGCGAUAAGUAAGACGCGCGCUGCGUGACCCAUCGCCGUUCUCAGCGAGGAUUCACCUGCCGCACGAUCAUCGGACACGAAAUCACGAACGAAACGUCCCGUUAAAUGUAAGGAGGGACCGAUUCCACGUCGGCUUUUUUUCUCCAACGAACAUGGCCUUUGUCGUCGAUUAAAAAGGACUCGACUUCGCCCCUUUUAACGAGCUAUCGAUUAAACAGCUUGCGAUGACGGAGACUCGUUCCCUUCGGCGAUUCUAUUUGCCCGAUGACAGUUGCCAUAGAACGGUUUUUAAGGGACCAGCGAUCGAAUGAUUUAGUCCGAUCGACCUAUUCGAAAACAUGUCGUGGAAGAUCUUGGCCGUCGUUGGGGGUCUCUUUUGGGUGGUUGCAGGGUUGGAUGAUAUAUGUGCAAAGAACAGAAGUUUGCUCGAGAUUCCUGGUAACGCUGUUUUGUCCGUGUUCUUGGAUAUUAAUCAUGGCCCUUAUUGCAAUACAACGAGCAGUAACGGGAUGCAGGAAGCGUUCACCGCGUCCUACGUGGUGCACGCUUUAAACAAGUACGAGUUCGUUCCUGGAUUACCACUGGGUAUAAAAGUGUACGACACGUGCCACGACGAAAUGACGGUCUACAAGCAAGCGCUGCAAACGACCGUAGACGCUGAUUGUACGAACUACUACGAAAUGGGGAUACUAUUGCCGUCGGAAUACGCAGCGGUGUUGGAACCGCUCCGCAAUUAUAGCGUGCUGCCGAUCAGCACGUACAGCGAGCAGAAUCUGACCAAGCCUCUGAUCAAUCUAAUGGUGCACUACCUCGGCACCAGAUUCGAAACGAUCGACGUGCUCCUGGCCAGUCACGAUUACCCGUUGAACUUGUUUUUGGACAGUACGAAGGAAGCCGGGAUUUGCGUUAAAAAUUAUGGAGGCAGUUUAGAGCUCGAAGAGGGAGAGAUCGAAACUUCGAUCGUCGUGAUAGGAUCGAGAAGCGACAUUCGCCAGUGGAUCGAGAGAGGCGAGAAGGUACAAGGAUCCAAGAAGACGUGGAUUAUUUUGCCGCUGGAUGGAUCGAACGUCGAUGAUCUGGCCCCACCAGGUUCGUACGUGGUGCGAACUUCGCCGUUCGAUCUGGAUUUGCUCCAAGAAUCCUCGCCGGACGUGUUUCUCGAAGCGGCGAGCGGUCCCGUGAUCCAUUCGCCGCACUUGCUCGGAAUCGGCAAGGCGAUCGUCGAGCUGGCUCAAUCAUUGCAGGACCUCCAGAGACGAAAUUGUCCCUUGGGCAUAGACUCGUGCGCGAUGCCACGCUUCAACCCGAACGCGAAACAGGAGAUGCGAAACGCGGACGUGUACAACGCGCUUCGCAUACUACCGAAAUCGCACUCAAUCAAGUACAUCGUCGGGAUGAGGAGCCAACAAGAGGUGGUCGACAUGGCCUCGUACAGAAUCGAACCGUCCAAUUCCAAGUUCCGGAUCACGCCCGAGUCGAAGGUGCCGAAAAUGCCGAAACUGUGCGUAAAGAAGUACGUGAAAAAUUGCGAUGGCUGUGCGAACUUCAAGAAGAGAUUCGGACAUCGCGGUGUUACCAAAGAUACACUCGACAGGGGUUUAUUAAAGUCGGGCAACUGGAUACCAAUUUUCCUGACGAUGGUCGUUUGCGGGACGCUCGCCUGCGGCGUGAUCGCCGUCUUCAUUAUCUACCGUUUCAUCGUCGAGGACGUUCUCGAUGGGAAUCCAACGUUGACGAUCGUACUGAUACUGGCCGACACGUUCACCCUGCAAUCGGUCCUCCCGUUUUGCAUCAACGACGAUUACCUCGGCGCAGAGCACCUCAACUCCAGAAAGAUACUCGUCACUACUCUCGCCUUCGGAUUGGACUUCUCCGUGAUGCUGUCCAGGGCGUUUUUCUUGGUGUUCUCCAAGGGUGGCGUUUUCACGGCACACAUCAACGGAUAUCUUCAAGGGUUGAUGGUGUUCUUCGCGUUCUCCGUGCAGAUAGCGAUAUCCGUCAUGUUCUUCAUACUCAGCGACGCGGACUCGGCCGUGGUCAUGAGAAGUAUGAUCUUCAUCGCGCUUUUAGGGUACGACAUAUUUUUGCUAGUCGCCCUCUUCGUCGUGUGCUUCUUCAUCUUCCAGUUGCCACGGAAUUAUCGCGAGGGGAAGUGUUUCUUCGGCACGUCGAUCGGACUGUUGAUCGCCUGGGCCGUAUGGCUCACCUGCUUCAUCCUCGUCGAACCGGAAUGCCGGGACACUGUCGUGUCCUUCGCGAUCGUCUCCACGGCGUAUCUGAUCGUCAUCGGUGUACUGAUACCGAGGACUUACUACAUGGUGACGCAUCUGGCCAGGGGCAAAGAGUUCGGGCAAAGAUUCGGAUCGACGGAUCUCGCGAACGAUCCAAGAAUCAAUACGAUUACCAGACAGAGUCGUCCGUUUUACGAUUACGUGCACUCCAGGGCCGGAAGUAUGACGAAUUUACAGGUGGCGACCGCGUACCCGAAUUACUACGGUGCCGGAUCGAGUCCUGGUCAGAAGCAUUUAAGUUCAAGCAGAGCCGUCGACACUCGGCGGAUACCCGGAUACAGCAAUUACGGAUAUCAUUCGGAGAUGCGAGAAGUGAAUAAUUCUUACUCCAUACCGCAAGUCUGUAUCGAGGAUGCGGACUCAAGGAUGAACCUCGGAGAGAAGAGCGACGCGAGUACUACGUACGCGAAGCCAAACUGUCAACGGAAGCGGAAACCCAAAGAUGGCAAAGAGUGCAUCCAGACCGACGUGUACGUCGAGGGUAACCCGACCAGAUCGCACGACGAAAUGUAUCCUGUGCGAUCCAUCAACCCUAGGAUAAUCCACACCGAGGCGACGAUUCGCGAGGAGGACGAAGACGAAAACAGAAUCACGCGAUUUUAAUACAAGCGACCGUUCUUCAAACGAAAUAAACUGUUUGAGAACGAUUAUUAUUGAAGUUUGAUUGAAAUCGAUCCGAUGUACCGAUAUUGUCUUGUUGGAAAAUUAGUGUCGCUAGGGACCAAAAACGAAUAAAUAAAAUGCCUUACGAAAAAGA
Molecule: messenger RNA, 3731 nt
Organism: Ceratina calcarata
Lineage: Eukaryota; Metazoa; Arthropoda; Insecta; Hymenoptera; Apidae
Gene: boss
Product: G protein coupled receptor bride of sevenless
Exons: 9
Coding region: 1022-3577 (851 amino acids)
Biological process (GO): visual perception; G protein-coupled receptor signaling pathway
Cellular component (GO): membrane
Molecular function (GO): G protein-coupled receptor activity; sevenless binding
Source: RefSeq, a predicted model, not a curated record